Salvelinus namaycush (lake trout) is the source of this 440-nucleotide messenger RNA. Its product is annotated as MAP kinase-activated protein kinase 2-like. The record is from RefSeq and is a predicted model, not a curated record. The transcript is spliced from 4 exons. NCBI's taxonomy places the organism in Eukaryota, Metazoa, Chordata, Actinopteri, Salmoniformes, Salmonidae. Bases 1 to 405 code for a protein of 134 amino acids.
AUGCUACAGUGUGACUUUACGAUCAGCUUCAACAUGCUACAGUGUGACUUUACGAUCAGCUUCAACAUGCUACAGUCCAAGCAGCUGAUCAGGGACCUGCUGAAGACCGAGCCCACACAGAGGAUGACCAUCACAGAGUUCAUGAACCAUCCAUGGAUCAACCAGUCGAUGGAGGUUCCCCAGAUUCCUCUCCACACCAGGCGAGUUCUGAUCGAGGAGAAAGAUGCCUGGGAGGACCUCAGGGAGGAGAUGAAUAGCGCCUUAGCGACCAUGAGAGUGGACUAUGAGCAAGUCAAAAUCAAGACCAUCGAGGAGUCCUCCAAUCCCCUUCUGAUGAAGAGGAGGAAGAAAAUACAGUCCUCAGCCAAUCACACAGUCCCAGACACACAGACACCUGCCCUAUGAGACGUGCACACACACACACACACACACACACACAC